Messenger RNA from Budorcas taxicolor (takin), 3871 nucleotides. RefSeq names its product solute carrier family 7 member 5 (gene SLC7A5). Lineage: Eukaryota; Metazoa; Chordata; Mammalia; Artiodactyla; Bovidae. Gene Ontology annotation, cellular component: membrane. Gene Ontology annotation, molecular function: neutral L-amino acid transmembrane transporter activity; L-amino acid transmembrane transporter activity. The transcript has 10 exons. The record is from RefSeq and is a predicted model, not a curated record. Bases 1 to 1518 code for a protein of 505 amino acids. Gene Ontology annotation, biological process: neutral amino acid transport; amino acid transmembrane transport.
AUGGCGGGCUCAGGCCCCAAGCGGCGCGCGGCGGCGGCCACCCUCCCGGCGAACGAGGAGGAAGAACGGCAGGCACGGGAGCGGAUGCUGGCGGCGCGGGGCGCGGACGGCGCGGAGGGCGAGGUGACCCUGCAGCGCAACAUCACGCUGCUGAACGGCGUGGCCAUCAUCGUGGGCACCAUCAUCGGCUCGGGCAUCUUCGUGACGCCCACCGGAGUGCUCAAAGAGGCGGGCUCGCCCGGGCUGGCGCUGGUGGUUUGGGCCGUGUGUGGCGUGUUCUCCAUCGUGGGCGCGCUCUGCUACGCCGAGCUGGGGACCACCAUCACCAAGUCGGGCGGCGACUACGCCUACAUGCUGGAGGUGUACGGCUCGCUGCCCGCCUUCCUCAAGCUGUGGAUCGAGCUGCUCAUCAUCCGGCCCUCCUCGCAGUACAUCGUGGCGCUCGUCUUCGCCACCUACCUGCUCAAGCCGGUCUUCCCCACCUGCCCUGUCCCCGAGGAGGCUGCCAAGCUCGUGGCCUGCCUCUGCGUGCUGCUACUCACUGCCGUGAACUGUUACAGCGUGAAGGCCGCCACCCGCGUCCAGGACGCCUUCGCCGCUGCCAAGCUGCUGGCGCUGGCCUUGAUCAUCCUGCUCGGCUUCAUCCAGAUCGGGAAGGGUGGCGUAGCCAAUCUGGAUCCCAAGUCCUCCUUUGAAGGCACCAAAGUGGACGUGGGGAACAUCGUGCUGGCGCUGUACAGCGGCCUCUUUGCCUACGGGGGAUGGAAUUACUUGAAUUUUGUCACAGAGGAGAUGAUUAAUCCCUACAGAAACCUGCCCCUGGCCAUUAUCAUCUCACUCCCGAUUGUCACCCUGGUGUACGUGCUGACGAACCUGGCCUACUUCACCACGCUGACCCCCGAGCAGAUGCUCACGUCGGAGGCCGUGGCCGUGGACUUCGGGAACUACCACUUGGGUGUCAUGUCCUGGAUCAUCCCCGUCUUCGUGGGCCUGUCCUGCUUCGGCUCCGUCAACGGGUCCCUCUUCACAUCCUCCAGGCUGUUCUUCGUGGGGGCCCGGGAGGGCCACCUGCCCUCCAUCCUCUCCAUGAUCCACCCGCGGCUGCUGACGCCUGUACCCUCACUGGUGUUCACGUGCGUCAUGACCCUGCUUUACGCCUUCUCCAAAGACAUCUUCUCCGUCAUCAACUUCUUCAGCUUCUUCAACUGGCUCUGCGUGGCCCUGGCCAUCGCUGGCAUGCUCUGGCUUCGCUACCAGAAACCGGAGCUGGAGCGACCCAUCAGGGUUCAUCUGGCCCUCCCAGUGUUCUUCAUCCUGGCCUGUCUCUUCCUGAUCGCCGUCUCCUUCUGGAAGACCCCCGUGGAGUGCGGCAUCGGCUUCACCAUCAUCCUCAGCGGCCUGCCCGUCUACUUCCUCGGGGUCUGGUGGAGAGACAAGCCCAAGUGGCUGCUCCAGAGCAUCUUUUCCACGACGGUCCUGUGCCAGAAGCUCAUGCACGUGGUUCCCCAGGAGACGUAAGCGACCAGAACCAGGAGGCUGCCCUGAGAGAACAACUCGGUCCCACCAUCCAGGCAGCUCUGCCGGGGCCCCCGCUGUCCCUGCCCCGGGGCCAGCCAGGCCACGGUGAACCCUGGUACGAUUUUAGUCCCUUGAAGGCAGAUGUCCGCGGAUACCUCUCCAGCGUGGAGGCAGGAACAUCGGACCAAGGAGGCCGCGGGCUUCCUCCCGAACUGGGCCUCCUCCCUUCUCACCUUUGUUUAUUUGUAUUAUUUUUUCUUAACUUAAGUCUUGGGUCGGGUUAACAUUACCAAGACAAUUAUUUUUUUAAGAAAUGGGGUGGAAAGGUUUUCUCCCCAGACACUGUCUGCAGCACAGCAUUCUUCCGAGGGGCCAGGUCCUGUCACCAGAUUCUGGAUGGUGGCCUGGACACAUGUGCUCGGCUUCCCUGUUUCUCCGUUGUUGUAGAUGCAGUGACUUUCGUGAAACUAACCUCCGGGCUUACGUCUCAUUGCCUUAAAGCCCUGCGCUAGCUCCCUCCCCUCCCCCGGAGAAGAGAAAGAAGAGGCUUGUAAAAGCAGGGCCUUCGGGCUGGUGGACAGCGGUGCCUUGGCACCUGCUGUGGGCAGAGGGCUCCAAGCAGAGAUCAGGGGCAGCUGGGCCUCCCGUCAGUACAUGCAGUUGUGGGGGGUGCGGGGGACUACACCCUGUCACUCAGAACAUCUCCAGGGUCCUGUCUGUACAGCCCACCCUGAACGCCAGCCUGAGCAGAGGCUCGAGGAGUCCAGUGGCUCCUGUGGCAGAUGGUGGGCAGUGCGGCCUCAGGCCUGUUCUGCAUCAGUUUUGAAAUCAAGCUCUAGCUCUUCCAAAGCCUCACACUUGAAAUCUGUAAGCAGACCCCUCGACCCCUCAGGGGCUUCUCAUCUGUGUCCCAUGAGUGCACCCCUCCACCCCGGGCCUCAAGGGCUGGGUCGCAGCCCUGGCAGCUGUCUGGGGUGCUCCCAGCUCCUGGCCGAGGCCCCGCCCCCAUCACCUGUCCCUGGGGCCAGCACGCACACCCGGCCUCCCCCAGCCCCGACAGGAGGCUUUUGUUGUAGUUCGCAUAGCGUUCUCCCCGGGAGGCAGCCAAGGCCCGGGAGGCAGCCAAGGCCCGGAAGCUCGUCUGGUGUUGCUGGGCAGGCUCUCUGUCUUCCACGGAGCCUGCUUGGGGAGCAGUGUCAUCUGCGGUCAGUUUCCCUCUAGGCCCUGCCUUGGCCUAUGACCCCUGACCUCACCAGGGUGGGGUUGAGCCGAGCCCUUGGGCCUCGUUGCUCAGCUGCAGCCGAAGAAGCUGCUGCUGGUUCCCAGGGGCCACGUGAGCUCUGCGUGGCCAGUCCAGCCAUCACCCACCUGGGCUCUGGGGCCCCAUGUGGUCCGAUAGGCCCAGAGAGAGCAGCUUAGGGGUGCCCAUGGUGGACAUUGAAGCUGAAGUGGAGGCAGCCAGAUGUCCAGCCCUCCCUCCCCAUGCUGGUCAGGAGGCCCUGCCAGCCUGUAGCUCCCAACAUGGCAUCCACUGACGUCUCCUCACCAAGCGAAUCCUCCCAGGCCACGGUCUGGGGCCCGGCUCAGCGUCUGGAGGCAGAACAUCACCGAGGAAGCUGGAGGCCUGACAUGAGACUGUUGGGGCCUCAGUUUUCUUGGGUGUACAUGGGGCACUGCCCUCUGCCUCUCCACGGGGCCCCAGCAGUCUUGUGGCAGAUUUCGGCCUCCUCCCGCAGGGCCCUGGGGGCGGCACUAGGGUUACCUCGUGGUCCACCACCGGCUCUUGAUGUGACCUGGCGGAGCACAGGGGCCAUGUGACUCUGUCCAGAGCUUGGUGACCUCCCUGGGAUGUGUGCCUGGGGGAUGGGGUACUGUCACCCCUGCAGGGGCAGGGGGCCCUGAGCUCCCUUUAUACGGAAAGACUGGGGGUGUGGCUCCCCAGCAUCUGUGAAAGCAGGUUGGGGGCCUGGGCUGCAUUCUUGGGGCUCUGGGGCCCGGGCACCCUGGUUCUGCCACGUCGGCCUUCUGGGCCGACUCCACUCCUGAUCACACUACUGACAGGUGUCCUGAGCGUUCCUGCUUGUGGGUUAAUCUUUUUUUAAGCCAGAUUUUGGCAUAACAGGCGCGUGUUUGUCCAGCCGUUGUGCUUCACUUCACCCUCACGUCUCCCUGAUGGGAGGGCACCGUGUUUAUUUAUUGUGGGGCGAUGUGCAGCCGUGCUGCCCCUUGGGUUCCGGCCGUGUCAGCCGCCAGCCACGAUGUUGCGUCUGUGACUUAGCGCCUUUCUCUGCUGUUAAUGCUGUUAACGCUAACGUGUUACGCUUAGCUGCUUUGGGAUGGGGAGUUUUGUGUU